GUAACCAGUGUUGUCAACACCGUUCCCUCCAAGCAGAAAUGUCAAAAUGGCGUCAACGCAGGACGCUUGGUAUAUUUCUUUACUUGGUUUAGCAGAACAUUUUCGUACAUCUAAUCCCCCUGACAUAAAAAGUUGUAUUCAAUGUUUACAAGCUGUUUUUAAUUUCAAACCACCUCAAAGAGUGGAAGCCAGAACCCAUUUACAACUUGGGAAUAUCCUUUUGACACACACUAAAAACAUCGACUUGGCGAGAACUCAUUUAGAGCAAAGUUGGUGUUUAUCUCAAAGUAUCAAUGGAUUUGACGAUGUUAAGUUUGAAGCAGCGAGUGUUCUUGCUGAUUUGUUUGAACAACAGGGUCAGCCAACUCAUUCAAAGCCUAUAUUACGAAAGGCGAUUGAAUUAUCACAACACAGUGUUUACUGGCACUGCAGGCUCAUAUUCCAACUAGCACAAAUUCAUGCAACAGAAAAAGAAUAUGAAGUAGCAAGUAGUCUACUAGGAGUAGGUGUGGAUUAUGCCCAAAUAUCAAAUUCUGCUUAUACAAGGGUGCUCUUUCUUUUAAGUAGGGUUAUGUUACUGUUAAUAGAUAAGAAGAUUCAAGAAGUUUUACCAUUAUUAAAUCAAGCCGGGCAUCUUGUCGAGUCCUGGGUCGGAAGUCCACACCAAAAGGAAUAUCUUAAAGUAUUCUUUCUUGUUUUACAAGUGUGUCACUAUUUAAUGGCUGGACAAGUCAAGAGUGUCAAACCCUGUCUAAAGCAAUUACAGCAAAGCAUUCAGACAAUUAUGGCACCGACGUGGCCUGAUGAUGACACGGUAUGCGGCGGCAGUCCCGGAGGCGAGUCCUUCGUGUGGCUGUCUCGGCAGCAGCUGUACGUGCUGGUCUACUUGGUGACGGUGAUGCAUUCGGCGCAGGCCGGCUACAUGGACAAGGCGCACAAGUACACCGAGAAGGCCUUGGCUCAGAUCGACAAGCUCAAUUGCAACGAAGAGCCAGGCUUGGUCAACGCGGGUCGUGGCGCCGGGCGGCGAGGGGGCGCAGCCCUGGCCUGGCGUCUGCGCAUGGCUCUGGUGGAGCACGCGGCCCUGUGCCGCCUCGUGGCCGGAGGCAAAGCCAAUGCGUUGCACGAGAUCGCGCGAGCUGCCCAUCUGCUCACGCAUCCUCCGGAUGCCCAGUGCGCAGCCGCUCAUACUCCCCAACUGCACUGCCUACUGGGCCUGUACGCCAUGUCCAUGAAUUGCAUGGACGCCGCCGAAGCGCAGUUCCACACCGCCAUACACAUGUCACAAGAGAGAGAUCUGUGGAUGUUUGCGAAAUUGAAUCUGGCUAUUGUGUAUCUACGAGGACGGAGAGAUAAUGAUUUAGCCCAAAUUAUGGAACAGGUGCGUCCCGAAGCAUUACCUGCGUACGCGCACGGCCUUCGCGCCGCGUCUUACUACGUACUAGGUCUACAGGCCUUCUUCCAGGCGAGAUAUAAUGAAGCCAAACGGUAUUUACGUGAAACGUUGAAGAUGGCGAACGCCGAAGACCUAAAUCGUCUUACGUCCUGCUCACUCGUGCUCUUGGGCCAUAUCUUCCUCUCUAUCAACAAUUCCCGCGAAAGCAUGAAUAUGGUGACACCUGCUAUGCAAUUGGCGAGUAAAAUUCCGGACGUGCACGUGCAAUUGUGGGCGUCGGCUAUUCUCAAAGACCUCUACCGUCUCGCGGGUGACACGGAGCGCGAGAACGAAGCGUAUCAAAUGCACUGCAAUUUCUCUCAGGCGCUGCUCAAAGACCAUUUCCAGGCCACGCAGCUCCCUCAACACGCCCUUGUGAAUUGGACUAGCGGCCCACCCCCGGCUUUGCCCGCACCUAGCGUUAGUCACACGUAGCCAAAUUGUUGAGCCGUUGGUGUGGAUAUGAUUGAAUUUCCGGAUGUGAUUUGAACAUGUCAACCGGUAAAUUGUCUGAAAAAUCAAAUUUUAAUUUCGCGAUGAAAUUAUAAUUUUAAUAUAUUUUACGUUUUUGUCAGACUGAUAUAUUCAAAUUUGUUUGAAUCAAAAUCAAUUUUAACGCUCUCGAUGUUUUAAUAACAAAUAGCGACCGUUUUACGAAAAAAAAUGUAACAUCAGAUGAAAGACUGUAACUUGAAAAAUUUAAGAAAAACGCUUCGAUUUAAAAAAAAAUCAAAUGGGUUAUAAAACAAGGAAACCACGACCAUAUAUUAUGCUGUGCUGUAAAGGAACUGAGCACAGCAGUUACAUUUUGUUUAAUUAGCUGCCUCGUGACCAUGUCUGGUUUAUCUUUCUACCAAUUUGUUAAAAUCUAUUACUUAUUAUUUAAUUUAUCACCAUCUUUUAAUGUACUAAGUUUCUCGAUUGAAUUAACAAUAGCGAUAUUGCAUUAAAUCAGUUAACAGAGACAGUACAAACUUAGUAUGUAUGCGACAGACUGAUUUUGUGAUAAUUUGUAUGGCUGAUAACAAAAGCCAGUCAGUGUAAAAUAGGCCCGUAUGUCGAGUUUAAUUAAUGAAUUAAAGGACCUAAAACGCCGACAUUUUAUUUGAUUUAAAUUUAGCGAUUGACCAAUCAUUUAUUAAAUUUGGCAAUAAUAGAAGUAGUACUCUUGUAACCUUGCACUUUUAAGCUACGUGUUAUAUUUCGACUUAGGUUCUACCAUAUUUUGCACAAUCUACGGCAAAACUAAUAACAGUCGAGUGCGGCUGUAUGUAAAUAUUAUCGAUUAAAGAACAAAGACGUCUCAUAUUUAUUUUAGCGACAUUUAGUUGACGAUCGUCUGAACUGUGUACGGUAUUGAGCAUUUGCGUACGCGUACGAAGCCAAUACACGUACGCGUACGCUAUCGAUACCGUACACGGGCUUGGUUAAUUAAUUUUAAUGUUUUGAUGGACGGAUUCGCUUUGUAUAGUUACGUCACAAUAUCGUAGUUAUAUAUUUUAUUAGAUUGGAGUAAUUCUUCCAUAGAUCUGUCCAUUAAAACGUCUCGGAGACGAGAAUUGUAAAUUAACAUGUAUACAUUUAUGUGAUUAUUCCGAUAGACAGUGUAAUGCGGCCUUACGCGUGGGUACAUUUGCUGUUGUUAAUAUGUAAAUAAAAGUUGAACUAUUGUAAAUAAUAAAAUAUAUGUUUUUU
Pieris napi is the source of this 3130-nucleotide messenger RNA. It is a transcript of the gene Mau2, whose product is annotated as MAU2 chromatid cohesion factor homolog. The record is from RefSeq and is a predicted model, not a curated record. Lineage: Eukaryota; Metazoa; Arthropoda; Insecta; Lepidoptera; Pieridae. Gene Ontology annotation, biological process: maintenance of mitotic sister chromatid cohesion; mitotic sister chromatid cohesion. Gene Ontology annotation, molecular function: protein binding; double-stranded DNA binding. Gene Ontology annotation, cellular component: chromatin; SMC loading complex. The transcript is spliced from 12 exons. The coding region runs from base 47 to 1870 and encodes 607 amino acids.